Molecule: messenger RNA, 4326 nt
Organism: Heterostelium album PN500
Lineage: Eukaryota; Evosea; Eumycetozoa; Acytosteliales; Acytosteliaceae
Exons: 3
Coding region: 1-4326 (1441 amino acids)
Biological process (GO): double-strand break repair via synthesis-dependent strand annealing; interstrand cross-link repair; replication fork reversal
Molecular function (GO): hydrolase activity; four-way junction DNA binding; 3'-5' DNA helicase activity
Source: RefSeq, a predicted model, not a curated record
AUGAAUAUCUUUAAUAAUAAAUUAAUAAAACCUAUACAACCACAACAGAAUCAUCAACAACAACAAAAUACAUUUAAUAAACAAUCAUUUAUAUCAUCAAUAAACAAAAGUAAUAACAAUACUAAUAGUCAUGUAAAUAAUAAUAAUAACAACAACAAUAAUAGUAAUGGUUAUACUUUUAAUUACAACCAUAGCAAUAAUAAUAUAAAGAAAAUAGAUAUAGAUCCAUUUGGAAAUGGUACUAUUAUUUCGAACUCUCUAAAGAGACCGGGUGGUAGAUCGUCAUCUUCAUCUACAUCAACAUCUGCAUCAACACUCAACCAAAGUAAAUUACCAUUCUUUAAGAAACAACCUGAUCAAAAACCACCUCAACAACAACAACAACAACAGCAGCAGCAACAAGUAAUAAAUAACAAUUACAACAAUAACAAUAACAAUAAUAGUAAUAAUUUAGUAGAUUUAGUUGAUGAUUCAGAUGGUUUUGAAUUUGAUUUUAGUGUAGAUGAUUCAUUAACUAAUAAUAGUACAGCAACCACUACAACAACCACUACAUCUUCUUCUUCAUCAUCGUCAUUAUCAUCUUUUAAAACAACAAGUAAAUUGUUGAACCCAAGUAUCAAUGUUAUCAAUGUAAAUAAUAAUAAUAGUAGUAAUAACAAUGGUAAUGUUGGUAAAUCAACUACCGCGAAUCAUAGCAGUGGUGAUGGUACAAGAAGAUAUUCAGAUAGUUUUCCACCGCAAUUUCAAUUUCCACCGUUGGAAGACGAUCGCUUUCAAGAGUCAGACGAUGAUGCAAUGAAAACAUUGAUCUAUCCUGCGAAUAUGACAAUCAGAGACUAUCAAUAUAAUAUCGUGAUCAAUGCCAUCUACAAGAACACUCUGGUGUGUUUGCCAACCGGUCUCGGAAAGACGUUCAUCGCGUCGGUUGUGAUGCUGAACUUCUAUCGAUGGUUCCCAAAGUCAAAGAUUAUCUUUAUGGUUCACUCACGACCGUUGGUGACACAACAGAUGUCGGCAUUCCACUCGAUCACCGGCGUCAAGCUGAGCGACUCCAUUCAGUUGACGGGCAACGUCAAGCCCGAAGCCCGCACCAAACUCUGGCAGGAUAAACGUGUGUUUUUCAUCACACCGCAGAUUCUCGAUAAGGAUAUAGAGGCGGGUCGGUGUGAUCCGUCGAACAUCAGUUUGGUCGUCGUCGACGAAGCGCACAAGGCAACCGGUGACUUUGCCUACUGCACAUCGAUUCAUCUCAUUGCAAAGUAUACGCGAUACUUUAGAAUACUGGCGCUGACUGCAUCGCCCGGUAGCAAGCGAGAUGCCGUCCAAAAGGUAUUGAGCAACCUACUCAUCUCCAACAUGGACAUUAGAACAGAGAAUUCACUGGACAUUGCGCCAUACGUCCACAAAAAGUCGAUAGAGGUCAUCGUUGUUCCAAUAUCAGAAGAGGUAAACCAGCUAUUACAACUCCUAGAGAAAGUACAAAGAAUAAUAUAUAAUAAUAUACAAAGUUAUAUAAAGAAACCAUUAAAUGAAUGUAUACCAUCUUAUGCAAUUAAACAAAUGCAAUUGUAUCAUUCAAUGAAUAAUUUCAAUGUUGGAUAUAAUUUUCAGGUUUUAUCAUAUCUUUUGAAUGCAUCGACAACACUUGUUAAACAUGGAAUGUCAAGAUUCUUGGAUGUUUUGAAUCAGAUAAAGACACCAAAGAAAAUGACGAAACCAGUCAAGGAAGUGUUACAAUCAAUGCAAUGGGCAAAUCUAUUGACUCACGUGACAGCUAUGGAUGGUAAGAUAGCUCAUAACAAAAUGGCUAAAUUAGGUGAAGUAGUUAUUGAUCAUUUUAAAAACUCAAAGGAAACAUCAACUAGAGUAAUGAUAUUCGUUGAUUUUAAAUCAGCUGUCAAGGAAAUUGUUGAUAAUCUUGGAAAGUUGAGUUCUUUGAUCAAGGUUAUGGAGUUUUAUGGACAGUCCGACUCAAAGGGUAAAGCAAAGGGUUUGAAACAAAGUGAACAAGCAUCGAUUCUAACGAGGUUUCGCUCUGGUUCCUACAAUACUCUGGUUACCACUUGCAUCGGUGAAGAAGGUCUGGACUUUGGAGAGGUCGAUCUCAUCGUUUGUUUCGAUACGCCACAAUCCACAGUGAGAAACAUUCAGCGUAUGGGUAGAACCGGUAGAAAGAGAAAUGGAAAGUGUGUAAUUCUCUUGUCUGAAGGUACCGAAGAGUCGAUCUACAAUAGCUCCGUCAUGAAACUCGAUUCCAUCUUGAAGUAUGCCAAUAGCUAUACUUACUAUCAAUCGGAGAGAAUGGUUAUUGGUUAUCCUCAUGCAGAACAUACCAUUAUAGAUCCUGUUCUUAUGGAUGGAAAUGAUAACAAUGAUAAUAAUGAUAACAAUAAUGGUACGGGUCAUACAAAGAGUAACAAAUCUAGAAAAAUAUCAUCUGCUAUUGUCACUGGUGAACAGCUUAGAUACCUACAGAAUAACUAUCAGAUUAAUGAUACUACGAUACAAAAGAAACUGAACAUUGAACAAUGGAUUCCAAUCAAUUCGAUGCCGACGCAAACACACAUGAUCGAUCACUCUGAUCGCUCACAUUUAAUGAUGGAUAUAUUGGAGAUGAUACAAUCCACAAAGAUCGAUGAAUUGACAGACAUGGAACAUCAACUACUUCAAUAUCAACGCAAUGGAUAUAUGCAACAACCAUCUACAACAACAACACCACCAACUUAUAAACAAAAGCAACAAAAACAACAACAACAACAAGAUGACAUUAUGAAUCUUGAACACCACUUACAAUCACCAACACCACCUCAACCAACAACAACCACAACAACGAGAACUACAAAUAAUAUUUCAUCACCAUUUUUCAAUCAAAUGAAUCAUCAUAACUCAGAACUAAAUAUACAAUUGUCAGGAAAAACAAAAACAACAGCAACAACAACAACACCAAACGAAGAGGCAAUGGAUGUAGACGAUCAUGUACCCAAUCAGAAUAGAAUUGUCGAUGAGUUUGACUUUGACUUUGGUAUGGAUUUUAGUGAUAACGAGAGUAAUCCACCAGCACCCCCACCAUCAAAGUCAAACAGUAAUACCAAGUCAACACUAUUAUUGAAUUGUGAAAGCUUCUUGCCUGCCGAUAUCGAGCUGACCAUCACGCCAAACCUCUCAAAUAUAUUUAUUGUUCCACCGCCUCCUCCAAUUCCCAAAGUUCCUUCCAAAUUUGCGUUUAACCUCCCUAAACCACCAUCUUCAUCCACCUUAACAAAACUAGCUACUAAUAACAAUAACAAUAACAAUAACAAUAACAAUAACAAUAAUAACAUUAACAUUAACAUUAACAAUGAAUCAACAACAUCAACAUCAUCAUCACAACCAAACUCAUCUCCACUCGAUAUCUCAUUUAAUACACCGAUCAAGAAAGUAUCUAGAAUCUUUAAGAAGCCAACUGUUGGUAACUCCACACCAGCAAUAUCGCCAAUUAAAAAGAAAAGAAGUAAAGAAAGUAAUAAUAAUGAGAGUAGUAAAGGAAUCAAUGGCAAACCAAGUAACAAUGGUAAUCCAAAGAAAAAACAAAGAAAGCAUCGUGACGUCAAUGAUUUCUUUGUUUUGGAGGCGGAAGAUGAGGAUGAAAAUGGAAGUGACUCUGACUCUGACAUUGAUGAGUAUGACACCGACGACUCUUUUAUUUGUGACUCCAGUACAGAGAAUUCACAGGAGGACUCAUCGACCGACCAUAGUACCGUUGGUAACAAGCGAAAGAAACCAUCUAUGCAAUCGAUCUAUAUGCAGUCUCUACUGAGUCAGCAUGCCGACCAGUUUGGACCUCGUCGUACCCGUGCUGCCUACAAACUCAAACUCGGAAAAGAUAGCUUCUUGAACGCCGCUGCCAACCAUCCAUCUCUUUUGGAUCAAUCAAUCAACGAAGAAGCAGAAGAAGGUGGACAUGAUCAAGAACGAUCGGUAGAUAAUCAAACAGCUGCAAGUGAAGACGAAGCAAUGGAAGAUACAAGACCACUCAUGGAAAUCGAACAAGAUGAACAAGCAGCCACAGAUGAAGAGAUUGACAAUACACAGCCAUCAGAACAACAAAAAGAUUCAAACUCAAAUGAAAUGAUUAUAACAACAACCACUACAACAAAUAAUACAACUACUUUUGAUAACAAAAACAAUAAUAAUAAUAAUAACAAUAACAAUAAUCAAGACCUAUUUAGAGAUGAUUGUGAAAUGCCAGAACUAAAGAGAAGGGGAUCAUCUACCUUCAACUCUGAAUUCAAUGUCAACGUAUGGACAGGUGAUAUGGAUCAGGAUGGUGACACAACUUGGUUUUAA